CGUAGAGCGUCCGUGACGUAGUUCGCUAAGCGACGGUCACGGAUCCGGUGUGAAAUGAGUGGGACGGUAGGUUUAUCGGUAGCUGCAAAGCUGGAGAAAAUGGCGGUAGAAUCCCGGGUGACGCAGGAGGAGAUAAAGAAGGAACCGGAGAAACCGAUUGAUAGGGAGAAGACUUGCCCUCUUCUUUUGAGGGUGUUUACUACAAACAAUGGGAGGCAUCACCGUAUAGAUGAAUUUUCACGAGGGAACGUCCCAUCCAGUGAGCUACAGAUUUAUACAUGGAUGGAUGCUACACUGAAGGAAUUAACUAGCCUAGUUAAAGAAGUAUACCCGGAAGCUCGAAAAAAAGGCACCCACUUUAACUUCGCUAUUGUGUAUCCAGAUCCUAAACGGCCCAAUUACAGGGUAAAGGAGAUCGGUAACACCAUUUCAGGGAGAAAGGGCUCUGAUGAUGCCAUGACUCUGCAGUCUCAGAGAUUCCAGAUUGGGGAUUUCUUGGAUAUAGCAAUAACACCCCCUAACAGAGUACCACCCCCGUCAGGACGUAUGAGACCAUACUGAACAAAUGUUUAUGGAAUAUAUUAUAUGGACUUCCUUUUCCAACCCUUUUUUUUUUUAAAUAUUUUACAUUUUGCAAGUUGUUGCAAAAAAAAAUGAAAGUAAUCUUUCGUCUUUAAGUUCCCAUGAACCUUGCAUUUUAAUUUGUGAUAGGUCUUUCUUAUGAACAGUUGUAGAAAUAUAUCUCACAUUGUAUUAUGUUCCUGGGAAUAUGUAUACUUUGAGAUAAAUAGAUUUUUAAAUCUAAA
Molecule: messenger RNA, 806 nt
Organism: Bombina bombina (fire-bellied toad)
Lineage: Eukaryota; Metazoa; Chordata; Amphibia; Anura; Bombinatoridae
Gene: SAP18
Product: Sin3A associated protein 18
Exons: 4
Coding region: 55-561 (168 amino acids)
Biological process (GO): negative regulation of DNA-templated transcription
Cellular component (GO): nucleus
Molecular function (GO): transcription factor binding; transcription corepressor activity
Source: RefSeq, a predicted model, not a curated record